GGGAACUCUAGCUUUGUUAUUGUGCUGAGUACGUUUGAUGCACGAUGUUUUUUCCAAAGUGGGACAUCGUCUAUUCUGCUGUGCUAGCAGGGGAUCUCCUUCUAUUCAUAAGUGGAACAGCAAUAACAUGGUCGUCACCAGUUAUAGAAAAACUGACGAACAGCACAUCUUCACCGUUUGACCAUGAACUUUCAUCGGAAGAAUCUAGCUGGGUAUCCUCGAUACUAACACUAGGUGCAGCAGUCAGUCCCUUCAUCUACGGCUACUUCUUAGACAAAUUUGGACCCAAACGCGUCAUUUUGUCCAUAGGUGUACCUUUUCUAGUCUCAUACGUGAUACUAGCCUGCGCGAAAACUACAACUUUAUUUUAUUUGGCUAGGUUCUUAGCCGGUUUAGCAGUUGGUGGGACUUUUGCCACUGUGCCAGUAUAUAUAGGGGAGAUUACUCCAAAGUCCAACAGAGGAGCCUUACUUUCCACAAUGAGUUGCGCUGUAUCCUUGGGCUUCCUGUUUCCUUACUGUCUAGGACCUUACGUUGACAUUAUAAUCCUCAAUUUGGUACUAGCUGUUUUUCCUGUUAUAUUCCUGGUACUUUUCUUUCUAUUUGGAGUGGAAUGCCCUCACUAUUACCUCCACAAACAACACAAUGAAAUGGCUAGGAUGGCUUUAAAGAGGAUUAGAACAGGACAGAAAGAUGAGUCUAUAGAGAAAGAAUUGGUAGAGAUACAAACAAAAAUCGAAGAAGAAGGACGUGGUGGUUUUCUGGACAUGUUCGGAUCUAAAGGUGCUACAAAGGCAUUCAUCAUAGCUGUUGGUUUGUUGAUUUUCCAACAAUUUUCCGGAAUCAACGCUGUCCUGUUCUACAGUCAAACAAUCUUCAAGGAAGUAGGUACCACCUUAGACCCUGACAUUUGUUCAAUAAUAGUAGGAGCUGUACAGUUCCUCAGCAGUCUUGUAACUCCUCUGGUAAUUGACAGAUAUGGUAGGAAGAAAAUCCUAAUUUGUUCUGCGGUAGGCAUGGCUUUGUCAGAAGUGCCCUUAGGCGUAUACAGCUUCCUAAACGACCGUCAGAUCAACGUGCAAAGUGUGUCCUUUCUUCCUAUCUUGAUGAUGACUUUGUUCAUCGUUUCCUACAACAGUGGAUUUGGACCUGUUCCCUGGAUAAUGCUAGGGGAGAUUUUUCCAACAAAAGUAAAAACUAUUUCUACUUGUACGGUGUCUAGUGUUAAUUGGCUGCUGGCUUUUUUCAUCACUAAAUAUUUCAAAGCAGUCAUAGACGCUCUUGGAAUAGGAGAAUUGUUUUGGGUAUUCGCAGUGUGCUGUGUUGGUUCCAUAAUUUUUACCCAGCUUCGUGUUGUGGAGACCAAGGGGAAGAGUUUGGAGGAAAUUCAGAACAUUCUUAGUGAAUAAGGAGAAAGCUUAGUUUUUCAAAUUGACUUUUUUUAAUAAACUGACACUGUCUUCUGACUGUUGCUAUUGUGGGCACCAUAUUUAUUCCUGUUUUUAAUAAUUAAAUAAAAUA
Messenger RNA from Anoplophora glabripennis (Asian longhorned beetle), 1521 nucleotides. Its product is annotated as facilitated trehalose transporter Tret1-2 homolog. The coding region runs from base 45 to 1409 and encodes 454 amino acids. The transcript has 2 exons. Lineage: Eukaryota; Metazoa; Arthropoda; Insecta; Coleoptera; Cerambycidae. Gene Ontology annotation, molecular function: transmembrane transporter activity. Gene Ontology annotation, biological process: transmembrane transport. The record is from RefSeq and is a predicted model, not a curated record. Gene Ontology annotation, cellular component: membrane.